AUGGCACAGCUCUUGAUAUCUGUUGCAGAACAAGUUGGUGGAGAGCCAACUGGCAGUAGGAACAGUGUAUUUUUCUGCUGCGUGGAUGUCAUGGAGCACAUUAAAAUAACAGUGUCAACAGUGAAAGCAAUUAACCUGGUGCUGCCUGAGAAUGAGGUGCAUUUGGCCAGCUCCAGCAUAGAUGGCCAACUGGUUCUGAAUCUCAGGAGUACCCUGGUGGACCCUGUUGUGAAGGUGGAGCUCAAGGGAAGAGGAUUCCUGAGAUGUCUUGAGGAGGAUAAUCCUGAACUGGACUAUAACAAGAAUGGCUGGCUGGGUUCUAGGGUCCACACCUCUGACUUCCACUUCAGCUUUCCUCCAAGAAUUCCCUCCACGUUCACCAGCAAAAUUGGCUGCACCGCCUACUUUGUUCAAGGCACUUGCUGAAGCCACCAAUUUGUCUUGGCUAAAGAGGAGAGACGUUUACUGAUGCAAGGAACUGCAGGUGACCACAGAAGACGUGAAAGACAAAGUAAGAGAAUGAAGCUAUCUGAGUUGGAGACACACAGACCUGUGAUAGAAGUGGAAGCAGAGGAGAUGAAGAAACCUGGAGUAACUGACUCAUGGAACAAUGUAGGAUAA
Falco peregrinus (peregrine falcon) is the source of this 621-nucleotide messenger RNA. It is a transcript of the gene ARRDC5, whose product is annotated as arrestin domain containing 5. Lineage: Eukaryota; Metazoa; Chordata; Aves; Falconiformes; Falconidae. The record is from RefSeq and is a predicted model, not a curated record. The transcript is spliced from 4 exons.